This is a messenger RNA of Zea mays, 1900 nucleotides long. RefSeq lists its product as uncharacterized. Lineage: Eukaryota; Viridiplantae; Streptophyta; Magnoliopsida; Poales; Poaceae. The transcript is spliced from 2 exons. The coding region runs from base 57 to 1562 and encodes 501 amino acids. Gene Ontology annotation, molecular function: polygalacturonate 4-alpha-galacturonosyltransferase activity. The record is from RefSeq and is marked validated.
ACUUCGCCACCGGCCACUCCAGUCCCCGCUCCCACUCGGCCACUUCCCCAUCCCCGAUGGCCGGCGGCCGCGCAUUCCGGCCGUCCGCCCCGCGCCGCGCGGCGUUCGCGGCUCUGCUCACGCUCCUCCUCCUCGCGGGACUCUCUUUCCUCCUCUCUUCCACGCCCACCUCGUCGGCCCGUUCCUCGUCCCCGCCGUCCGCGCGCCUCGCCGCCGUCCGCCGCCACGCGGCCGACCACGCGGCCGUCCUUGCCGCGUACGCCGCGCACGCACGGAAGCUCAAGGAGGACUCCGCAGCGCAGUCGCUCUCGUUCUCGUCCCUCUCCUCCGACCUCUCCGCGCUCUCCGCCCGCCUUGCCUCCCACCUCUCCUCCUCACUCCCCGAGGACGCGCUCAGGCCCCUCGAAAAGGAGGCCCGCGAGCGCAUCAAGUUCGCGCGCGGCCUCGCCGCUGACGCCAAGGAGGGCUUCGACACUCAGUCCAAGAUCCACAAGCUCUCCGACACCGUCUUCGCCGUCGGCGAGCAGCUCUCUCGCGCGCGCCGCGCGGGGCGCAUGUCCUCCCGCAUCGCUGCGGACUCCACCCCCAAGUCGCUCCACUGCCUCGCCAUGCGCCUCCUCGAGGCCCGCCUCGCCAACCCCACCGCAUUCGCAGACGAUCCCGACCCGUCCCCCGAGUUCGAUGACCCCGCGUUGUACCAUUACGCCAUCUUUUCCGACAACGUGCUCGCCAUCUCCGUCGUGGUGGCCUCGGCUGCACGCGCCGCGGCCGACCCCUCGCGCCACGUCUUCCAUGUGGUCACCGCGCCCAUGUACCUGCCUGCAUUCCGGGUCUGGUUCGCGCGGCGCCCGCCGCCGCUUGGCGUGCACGUCCAGCUCCUUGCUCACUCCGACUUUCCGUUCCUCAAUGCCACCAACUCGCCCGUGGUCAGGCAGAUCGACGCCGGCAACAGGGACGUCGAGUUGCUGGAUUACCUGAGGUUCUACCUCCCAGAUAUGUUCCCGUCGCUGCGGAGGGUAGUGCUUUUGGAGGACGAUGUGGUGGUACAGAAGGAUUUGGCAGCGCUUUGGCAGGUCGACUUGGACGGGAAGGUGAAUGGCGCCGUGGAGACGUGCUUCGGGGGGUUUCGGAGGUACAGGAAGUAUCUCAACUUUACGCAGCCCAUUGUGCGGGAUCGAUUCAAGCCCAAUGCCUGUGCAUGGGCAUAUGGCGUAAAUGUGUUCGACCUUGAGACAUGGCGGCGGGAUGGUUGCACAGAAUUGUUCCAUCAGUAUAUGGAAAUGAAUGAGGAUGGCGAGCUGUGGGAUCCUACAUCCAUUCUAACAGCUGGGCUGAUGUCCUUUUACGGCAAUACCAAGCCACUGGAUAAGUCAUGGCAUGUAAUGGGUCUUGGCUAUAAUCCAAGCAUCAGCCCUGAGGCAAUCCGUAGUGCUGCAGUGGUACACUUUGAUGGGAACAUGAAGCCCUGGCUUGAUGUCGCUAUGAACCAAUACAAGGCCCUGUGGACAAAGUAUGUGGACACCGAAAUGGAGUUCCUAACACGCUGUAACUUUGGCCUUUGAAUAGAUUCUAGAGAGCCUCUAAGAAAACCACUGGCUGGUGCUACUUUUUCUUACGGGACAAGAGAGCCUCAACGCUCUGCGCAAGUGGACUUAUCUGUAGCAGAGUUGUUACUCUGUAGUGAACAUCUUUGUGCUUGGGCAACAAUGCUCUUGUAGAUCUGGUAGCUUGUUUGUGAUAGUAUUUGAUCUGUCAGCUAAAUUUGCUGGAUUAUUGUGCACAGAGAAUGAGUCAUUGGGAGGAAACUGUAGAUGAACAUUCUUGUAUUGUUGAAUAACAAGUGUAUCUCCAAUUGUAUGUAUAAGGAAAAGAAAAGGUUGCUGGGAUCAGGUUGGAAUUC